Molecule: messenger RNA, 732 nt
Organism: Aspergillus pseudonomiae
Lineage: Eukaryota; Fungi; Ascomycota; Eurotiomycetes; Eurotiales; Aspergillaceae
Product: carboxyl transferase
Exons: 4
Coding region: 1-732 (243 amino acids)
Source: RefSeq, a predicted model, not a curated record
AUGUCGCAUAUCCCAACCCAGAGUGGCGGCGCCUGGAAUGAAAUGACAGUCGUGAAGGUAAACCGUGUGAUGCAGAUUGCCUUCGAGAAUGACCUACCUCUUAUUUCAUUAGUCCAAUCGGCGGGUGUCUUUCUUCCCCAGCAGUUCCGAGUAUUCCACAAGGGUGGCCAGCUCUUCCGUGAUCUCGCAGUCCGCACUGCGCACGGAAAGCCGUCGUGUGCGAUUGUGUUUGGCUCCUCAACUGCCGGCGGUGCCUAUCAUCCUGCGCUCUCAGACUAUACGAUCUUUGUCGAAAACCAAGCCCAGGCAUUCCUCGGAGGUCCCCCACUGGUGAAGAUGGCUACGGGGGAGGUGAUUGGGGCCGAGGAAUUGGGCGGAGCCAGGGUUCACGCGACGAUUACCGGCCUGGCUGACCAGAUUGCGGUGGACGAAUUUGACGCCAUUGUCAAGGCUCGGGAAUGGGUUGCCUCGCUCCACGAACGAUCCCCGCUAUUGCCUGCGCUGAUCCCACCGGUCGCUCCACGAUAUCCCGUUGAAGAUCUCCUGUCGAUUGUGAACCCGGAUAUCCGCAAACCUUUCGACAUGCAGGAGGUAUUGCUGCGGAUUGUCGAUGAUUCGCGUCUAUCCUUGUUCAAACCCAAGUAUGGACCGAAUAUGAUAACAGCAUGGGCGCAUAUUCUAGGUAUGUUUUUCACAAUGCUAACCUGUGGGAUGCCUUUAACAUGGAACUAG